This is a messenger RNA of Acaromyces ingoldii, 2292 nucleotides long. RefSeq lists its product as hypothetical. The transcript is spliced from 2 exons. The record is from RefSeq and is a predicted model, not a curated record. Lineage: Eukaryota; Fungi; Basidiomycota; Exobasidiomycetes; Exobasidiales; Cryptobasidiaceae. Bases 33 to 2069 code for a protein of 678 amino acids.
GGAUUAAGCAGUCCCCUCUCUCCUCCAUCACCAUGGCAGCACUAAUUGAAGCAGAAUCAACGAUGGAGGAUCUCGAGCGCUCGGAAUGUGGGAUCGUUGAAAUAGCGACUACUCUUCCUGACGGUAUCGGUCCCUCAAAGUCUUCGUUUUCCUCAAACUCGUCGCGGUCCCCUCUCACGCCUUCACCGCUUCCUCCGCCUCCUACGGCCAAGAUCUACCCCGAAGGACAUAUGCAACUGACAGAGAUGGGCACUGCAGACGACGGCAUCGUUUUCGACGCAGGGGAGGUAGCUGCCAAGAAUCAUGGCUCGCUUCACGUCGAGGCUGCUCCCGAACACUGCUUGUCCGACUCUCCCACUGAGGUCGUGCCUACCAUGAUGGAGCCGACAGCAGUCAAGGAAAAUUUCUCGAUUGCACCUUCGAGUACGAGGGCAACCAUACCCACUUCUGAAGAAGUCUCCACAGAAGUGUUUGAGCCUGCACUUUCUCAGCCGUUCACCCGAGAGACACCUCCCGCACCCGCAAAUGACGUCAAGUUGGUCCCUUCCGUCGGCGCGGAGUUGAUGCAGGCAGGAAAUGCUCAGCAUUAUCGCACGGUGAUCACGGACGAUGUUGACUCCAUUCAAGGAAGCGUCGACGAGGGUAGGGCUCGUCCUGAGCGCCCGCCACGUCCACAACGUCCAAAAUCCCGGCGAACUCUAUGGACGAUGCUGCGAAGCAGCUCUUCGACCAGCGAUAUCAAGGUGUCUGCGCAGGCUGAUGGGGAGCAAUCCGAAGAAAAGCCCGAUCGCCAAGCAAAGGGCAAAGAACGAGCUCUUCCUCCUCUUGGUCCUCCUCCUACGGCAAUAACACAAAAUCGAGGGGCCCAUCGACGCGCAACGACGCACGACGAGAAUAUGCUGCACUGCGUCAUGAAGGGUGCGGAAGAAACUCAGUCAUCUGCUCAUCAGGCUGCCACUGCCGCCACCACUGAUGGACCUCCGCCUCCAACACCGUCUACGAAGCCAAAUCGCCAAUCUGUACCACCGCCACCACGUCGAAAAGCGAGCAUGUGGGACAUAGCGCUGUCCGCAGCUACCCGUCUCUCGUCGUCCUCUUCUGCGUCGCAGCAGCAGAAGGAUGAAUCGAUUUCGUACCUAGUGGGUGAUGAAGGAAAGCUUGCGAGCGAGGCACUCCGCUUUGCGCACGCUCGACAUGUUCUGCGCACCGAAAAGGACGUCGAGGUUGUCCGCUGUCUCGCCCUGGAUCUCGAUGAAGGCUGGCGCGAAAAGUUGAAGGAGGUCUCAGAAAUGCGCCAACGUCUCUCGACUUCGCAACAGAAGCACCAUGAUGUGCUCGACGAGAACAAGCAGCUUCGUGUGCAGAUCGGCCAGCUUUCAGAGUCACUCGUCACCAAAGAGGUCGACUUUGAGACGUUACAACGCCAUACGCUCGAUUCUGCCCGAACUGAACGGGACGAGAUCGUCCAGAAGCACAGAGAGGAAAUGGAAGCGACGACGGAAGAGAAGAGACAGCUGGAGAGGAUGUGGGGACUGGAGCGGGCGCUCAACAGCCAGCUUAGAGUGGUACUUGGUAGGCUCCUGGAAGAACGACAUUGGAAGGAGCAGCAUUUGCGCAAACAGGACCCGUCCUCCGAGUGCAAAGAUAGCCAAUCUUCUGCCUGCUCAGUGGAAGGCGACCUAAGCGCCACGACUAUUCAGGCCGCUCAGCAACAACACGCUCCAGCAGCGGAGGGGAAAGCAAAUGCUUACCCAGACGACGAAGAUGAGCUCGUCAAGAGGGAAGCAAAAGGCUGGAUCAAUCAACUUAACAGCAUCCCACUUCCUCCGGACUACCUCGAAGCACUUCAGCUUCCCGUCGCAUUCCUUUCGCCAAACCACAACGAGGGUGCCGGAGGUGAAAAGGAAGAGACUGCGAGGUCCCUUGCCAACGGGGCCUCUCUUCCUUCGUUGACAUUUGGUCAAAUUCGGCAGAGGCUCAAGGAAGAGAAGAGCGAGGCGGAUCGCUCCUACUUCGAGUCGGUGUCGCAGGAGAAAGAAGGGGAGGGAAAAGACGAAACGACCUGUUGAUUUUGGGGAUCAAGGGUUGACGGAUCAUCGGGAUAUGUAGUGCUCUGCUAGAUUCCCUUUGAGCCUCACAGGCCUGAGGCAGACACGAUGAUCAAAAGAAACAGCAUACAAAUGUCGAUAUGUCAAUAGGCGAGUACCGACUUUCACAGAUGGGGACUUAAACAACAGAAGACUGAGAAAGAGAAAAAAUUGUGUCUCUGAGUGUGUUACUUGGCGUGAAAAG